AUGCAAGAGGAGUAUAGCGCUCUGAUGCACAAUAGCACCUGGCAACUCGUUCCCCAACCCCCACCACACACUGCACCAGUGAUUGGCUCCAAGUGGGUGUUCUGGAUCAAGAAGCACCCAGAUGGCACCAUUCAGAAAUACAAGGCCCGGCUCGUUGCAAAGGGCUUCCACCAGCGAGAAGAGGUUAACUAUGACCAAGUGUUCAGCCCCGUCAUCCGUCCGCCCACAGUCUGGGUCAUGCUCAGCCUAGCACUCUCCAAGGGGUGGCCCAUUCGGCACUUCGACUUCAACAAUGCGUUCCUAAAUGGCGACUUACAGGAGACCCUGAAGGAAACCCUAAAUCGACUUGGCUUCACCAACACCAAAUCGGAUACCUCACUCCUCACCAGAUUCUCGCACUCCUCUGUCAUCUAUGUUUUGGUGUAUGUGGACGAUAUUCUGGUUACUGGGUCAUCCCAAGUUGAAAUCUAUGACCUAAUUGUGCAGCUGAAUGCGGUGUUUGCACUCAAGGAUUUAGGGAAAAUGAGCUACUUCUUGGGCAUUGAAGCUAUGAAAUUCAAUGACAGUGACAUACUUAUAUGCCAAACCAAGUACAUUAAGGACCUCCUUACCAAAGCGGGAAUGCGCGACGCCAAAGCCGUACCAACACCCAUGGUCUCCAAUCUCAAGCUAUCAGCUCAUGGUGAGGAUGUCCACCACAACCUAGCGCUGUACAGAUCCAUAGUUGAUGGCCUCCAAUAUGCCACAAUCACCAGACCCGAAAUCACCUUUGCCGUGAACAAAGUCUCUCAGUUUAUGCACACCCCUUUGAAAAGCCACUGGAAAGCAGUUAAGCGUAUCCUACGAUACCUGGCAGGAACAAUAGACUAUGGCCUAAUGCUUCAAAGAACUAAUGAAUGUCAAAUCUAUGGUUUCAGUGAUUCAGAUUGGGACAGUGACAUUGAUGACAGAAAAUCUACCAGUGGAUUCUGUGUCUUCCUAGGUCCAAACCUGGUCUCAUGGUCAAGCAGAAAGCAAAAAUGCAGUCUCAAGAAGCUCCACAGAGGCAGAGUAUCGAGGGCUAGCUGCAGGCUUGACUGA
Messenger RNA from Arachis ipaensis, 1080 nucleotides. The record is from RefSeq and is a predicted model, not a curated record. NCBI's taxonomy places the organism in Eukaryota, Viridiplantae, Streptophyta, Magnoliopsida, Fabales, Fabaceae.